Messenger RNA from Lindgomyces ingoldianus, 640 nucleotides. RefSeq lists its product as uncharacterized. The coding region runs from base 219 to 422 and encodes 67 amino acids. The transcript has 3 exons. The record is from RefSeq and is a predicted model, not a curated record. NCBI's taxonomy places the organism in Eukaryota, Fungi, Ascomycota, Dothideomycetes, Pleosporales, Lindgomycetaceae.
CAAAUCGCACGGGCGGGCUUUUCGGAGCUUCUUCAAGAGGAUGGGCCCCUCAAGACGUGGCCGACAGAGGCGGGGUGGGCAGAGACGACGGGUCAGAGGGCGGAAAUGAAGUUAAGUUACAUCUCAUUCUUGGCGGCAAGUGCCGGCCGGAUUCUCCUUCCCAAGUCGCGACCACCGCCCUUCCUUCCUUCUUUCCUCGCACAAAAUUGGCAACCACCAUGGGCCUAUGGGACUGGUAUCGCACCAUCACCCCCCGAACGCGCAUCUUCAUCGGCGUCGGCAUCAUGGCGUACGCAGGCGCUGGCAUGGUACUAUCCGACAAGGCCGAAGAGUUCUUUGGAUUAGUACCCACAGAGAAAGAUAAAGAGGAGCUGGAAAAGGUCCUGCCAAAGAUCACAACCGUCAACAAGGGAGGCAAAUGAUAGCCGAGCCUACGCGACAAGAAAGAUUCAAUCACCAUCUAGCACGGUUAUGCUACAGUCAGGGGGGGGGGAAGACACGAGUAGGCGAUACACGUCACAGCCAAUGAAGGAAGAACACUGGUCUCUGGCCAGAGCCGUAGCACGUGAAUUGUAUGUACAUUGGAAGUUUUGCGAAAUGACCUGAAUGGACACACCAAACAACACCGUUCUCGAAUCUA